Molecule: messenger RNA, 1794 nt
Organism: Aedes aegypti (yellow fever mosquito)
Lineage: Eukaryota; Metazoa; Arthropoda; Insecta; Diptera; Culicidae
Product: carbohydrate sulfotransferase 11
Exons: 4
Coding region: 276-1301 (341 amino acids)
Biological process (GO): carbohydrate biosynthetic process
Cellular component (GO): membrane
Molecular function (GO): sulfotransferase activity
Source: RefSeq, a predicted model, not a curated record
CAUCCGACCGUGCGACAGACAGUCGUAUUUGAAUCUUCGCCGAGCUCACAACUUCCGUACAUCGUCAAGCCCGUCGUCGUCCACGUUAUCCAGUCGAACGAUGGAUUCCAGUGAAAUUUGAUACAGUUUAAGAUUGCCCUUUUCCAAAUAACGAGGAAAGAAAAAGAACAAACACAUGUAACACUCUGCUGUUUAUUCCCCAUGCCAAGCGAGAGCGAUAGAUCGACGACACCUCCCCAUGACCCAAGAAAAGCGGAAGGGAACUGUUGGGUAGAAUGAUAUCAUCGUGCCGGAGAUUGUUUGGAUUGUUGCUGGCAAUAAACAUCCACCUGGUGCUAGUAACAGUGUCCGGUGGCAGUUUGGAGCCAAGCCAGCAGCAUGCUUUUCCGGUGCUGGUGGAGGACAAUGCGCUGGAUGAUUUCAGUGCGCAUGGUCACGAGCUGACGCAGUCGCAAAACUUUCAACGGCAAGAUGCUCUGGUGAAAGCGUGCGCCCAGAUGAGGGACCAUCUGGAGUACAAAUCGUUGGACGAGUUGAACACGUUUCAGAUGAGUCAUCUACUGGUGGACGAGAAGCACAAGUUUUUGUACUGUUAUGUGCCGAAGGUUGCCUGUACCAACUGGAAACGUAUCCUAAUGAUCAUGACCGGUCGAUGGAACGGUACAGACCCGCUGCAGAUUCCAGCCGACACCGCUCACUCCAACGGCAUGUUCAAAACGUUGAGUUCCCUCGGACCCGAAGAACAGCAAAAAGUGCUGACAGACUACAGUCGAUUCAUUUUGGUACGACACCCUUUCGAACGAUUGCUGUCUGCCUUCCGCAACAAGUUGGAGGGAAACUCCCGAAGUGCCAAGUAUUUUCAGUCACGUGUGGGUAAAACCAUCAUCAGAUCAUUCCGUCCAAACGCCUCUAACGAAUCGCUAGAGCUCGGUCAUGACGUUACCUUCCUGGAGUUCAUUCAGUACCUGUUGACGCCGGAGUUGAGUCGCAACUCGAACCUCUCGUUCAACGAGCACUGGGAACCGGCCGCCAAACUGUGCCAUCCGUGUCUGCUGCAGUACAACAUCAUAGGAAAGUACGAAACCCUGGUCGAUGAUUCGUCCCUGGCCCUGCAUCUGACCGGGAUGGGGGACAUCAACUUUCCCAUCGCCUACAAAACAUCCGGAACCAACGAACGGUUACGAAAGUAUUUCAGUGACAUUCCACUACCGAUUAUAAAAAGUCUGUACAAACUGUACGAAGACGAUUUCCGACUGUUUGACUAUGGACUGGAUGAUAUUCUAGGUUUUGAGCUAGGAUGAUACUCUGGCGAUGGAAGAAUAGCCCUCGCAAGCAAUAACGACAAUAAUGUUCGAGAACCGACAAAUCAAAUCUAGUGCUAGUGCUAACUACUUAGUAGAGACAAAGGUUUUUUUUGGUACCAGGUACCGGGUUUCAUUAGUUUCAGUAAACUAUAAGACUUACUCUAUCAGAUUUUACAAUCAGCUUUAAUAAGUAGAAAAAUAAUGACAAUAUUAGUUCGUAGAUUAGUGGAUGUUGAACAGUUAAAUAGUUAAGUAUAUGACAGCUAUUCUAAGUGGGACCGUUAGCUCAUUGCUACACGAUACCGGUGUAUGUAGCACCCCAAUUUCAUACUCAAAGUGUACAAUAAUUUAGUUGUAACAAUUGAAAAAUUUGACCGUACAUGAUUUUAGGAUGUGAUUUAUUCGUUGGUACGUACUUAUCAAAAUUGUUGAAGAUAACUCUGUGAUUACAAACUAACCUGAGCAAUAAAUGUGGUUUUAUAAUUGACAA